This is a messenger RNA of Brassica oleracea var. oleracea, 848 nucleotides long. RefSeq names its product protein GLUTAMINE DUMPER 1-like. The coding region runs from base 155 to 655 and encodes 166 amino acids. The transcript has a single exon. The record is from RefSeq and is a predicted model, not a curated record. Gene Ontology annotation, biological process: regulation of amino acid export. NCBI's taxonomy places the organism in Eukaryota, Viridiplantae, Streptophyta, Magnoliopsida, Brassicales, Brassicaceae.
GUUUCAUAUUCAGCUUUCCUUUAUCCCACUUGAAGUGAGCAAGUUAACAAGAAAAAAAAGAGUUGAGAGAAACUUAUCUCUGUUGAUAAAAAAAAAAAAAAAACUUCUCUAAUUACAAAGAAGGGAUAAGCAAAAGAAAGUGUUAAACAAAAAAAUGAGACCGUUGAGCGUUCGAUCGAUGUUGCAAGAAGUGGCCAUGCACACCACGUCAGCAUCACCGUCAUCUUCGGUGAUUCACCGAGCGGCGCCGCAAUCACCGUGGCAUUCGCCAAUUCCUUACCUCUUCGGCGGUUUAGCGGCGAUGAUUGGACUCAUCGCCUUUGCUCUUCUCAUCCUCGCCUGUUCUUACUGGCGUCUAUCUCCUUCCGGAGAAGAAGAUGGUCGGAACGGUGGAGCAGAGGACGAAGAGAAAGAGAGCCGGUCUGGGGACAAGGCGGAGAACGGAGCGUACGAGGAGAAGUUUCUGGUCAUAAUGGCGGGAGAAAACAUGCCGAGGUUUAUCGCCACGCCGGCGAUGAAGAAGUGUACGUGUGGGGCUCAUGAGGGUAAAAUGGUAGUUUCUCAGGAGGAUAAAGUUGUUGCCGGAGAGGAGAAGAAGUUGGGAGAAAAUGAAGAGAAAGUGAAAGAUACCGGAGAACCAACGACAAGCCACUAAGCUUUUUUUUUUUCUUACUUUCCUUUCCUUAAUUAAUGUUCUUUUUUUUUCUUUUUUGAGAGCUCUCUGGGAAAUUUUCCUUCAUAUGUUUACUAGGAACGUAAACUCUACUAGAGAGCAAAAUUUUGAGUUUUACUUGGUUUGUGAUGUUUUUAUCUUUUGCUAUACUAAAUACUUUAUUCCAGGUUUUGUA